AUGUUCCGGAAGAACUUCCAGGCGGACGAUUCUGUGAAGAUACCGAAGGUCUUCAUGCAGUACGUCCGGCGGAAGGUCAUCACCAUGGAGUGGAUCGAUGGCAUCAAGAGCACCGACCUGAGGGAGCUCAGGCGUCGGGGCAUCGACGUGGAUGAAUUCAUCCGCAACGGUGUGCAGGCAGCGCUGCGCCAACUCUUAGAGUUCGGGCUUUUCCACGGCGACCCGCACGCCGGCAACAUCUUCGCGAUGCGCGACGGCAGGAUUGCCUACGUGGACUUUGGGAACGUCGCGGAGAUCACGGAGAGCCAGCGUGAUGUGCUCAUCGGUGCCAUCACCCACGUCUCGAACUCGGACUACGAGGAGAUUGCCAACGACUUCAUCCGCUUGGGCUUCCUGCGCCCGGGCACCGACGUGUCGGAGAUCGUCCCGGCGAUGGAGACGAUCUGGGCCGACUCCAUGGGCAAGUCGAUCCGCGACUUCAAUUUUCGCACGGUCACGGCACGAUUUUCAAAGCUGGUCUAUCAGUUCCCGAUCCGAAUUCCGGAGAGGCCUGGGGCGUGGGCUCCGAUGGAGGAGCAUGGAGGAGAUGCGGUUGACGAGCUUUUUGCUCAGGCACUGGGAUCCACACUUGCUGCGGGAGGUGGGGGGCUGGGUGCUGAGGAGGGCAACAAUGGUUUAUCUGGUGGUGGCAGCGGUGCAAGCAAUGUUGCAAAUCCUGCGGCUACCGGGCAAAACAAUGGUGGGUCUGGUACAGUUUCUGGGCCUACAAUAUCAUCGUCUCAGGUGGAUGGGAAUGGUGAUACCCCUACGACAGUUGCUCAGGGUACAACAGCUGGUGCAGUGAUUUCCACAGGUUUGGGUGAUGGGCCCUCAACAGUUCCUGAUACAGCGGUUGCACAAUCGGUCAGUGGUCCUGGUCCAUCAGCUAGUGGAAGUGUGCUGCAGGUGCAUGAAGGUAUCGGGGCAGCUACAAGUGCAAGCACAGAGGUUUUUCAGUUUCAGCAAAGUGCCGGGCCAUCAACAGUUCCUGGUACAGCGGUGGCACAAUCGGUCAGUGGUCCUGGUCCAUCAGCCCAUAUUGGUUUUACCAGCGUGCCGUUUCCUGGAGGUCAUUUUGACAGUGGAACAGGCGAGCAACACUUGACUGGGCAGAUGACACACUGGACUCCAAAUAAUGCUGCAGCGCAAGGCAACAAUCCUGGACUGGCGUUUAACACCUACGAGCAGAUUCGAGCCUUGGGACAGCCGCUACAUCGACCUGAACCAGCCCCUACACAAACAGAUUGGAUGGGCCCGAUGAGACAGAUGCUGGGAGAUUUGCUGCAACCUUUAACUUCGAGGUUGGAUGUGUUGGAGCAGGAUAGACAAUCUUCUCAGUCGUCGGCAUUGGGAACAGUGGAUCAAGCGGCUUUAGCAAGAAUGUUUGCUGGUUUAAAUCUGGAAAGACAGGACUCUGCGGGUUCCCAGGCCCAGGCUGCUUUGGGGGAUUUCCAACCUAGAUCGUCCGAUUCGAUGCGGUCGGCUAGGUCUCAUCCUUCGCAGGAGCUGGGUGAACAGGAGACUGGAACUCGUACCCACACGAUUGCCACGCCUCCUGGUUUGGGACAGCCUGCAAGUGUGGCCAAUGUUUCUUUGGAUGAAAAAGAUCGUGAGUUGGUAGCGUUGCGAGUUCAGGUACAACAGCUACAGAUGCAGUUGCAACAGGUUCUGGCCAGAGAAGCUGCGAGGGCUGGGGAGGCUGCACCCUCGGCGGAAGCAACGCCUCCACCACCACCGCCACUCCCCAGUAGCCACCAUACACCUGGUGGCACACGUGUUCCUUCGGGGCCUUCAAUGGCGACACCCAAAGUUCCUGGGGUAACAGCUGGCGUGGAUACAUCGUGGCAGGCCGUGGGACCGGCAGUUUGGGAGGUGGUACCGCCACCCCCACCACUACCUCCGGAGAUGAGGACGAGGCCAAGGGCCUUAAUAUCUGAGGAGCCAGCGGCCUUGAUGCCUUCGGAGGAGACCGCCAGAAGUAUUCAGGAUCUGCCUAAGCUGGAGAUCUUCAAGGGCAACACCGAGGAUGCUGGAAUGAUUCUUGGAGACUGGCUGACGGUGGUCAAACCGAUGAUGGCGGGAAUUUCAGCCACGGCGGCAGAGUGGUGGGACCAGGUUACCGGCACGGCCUACAACUAUUACGAUGACUGGCUGGCCGCCUCGCCGCUGAAGAGGUUGGAGCUCCGAGACAAGGUGAUGGGGCUGACAGCACUGUUUGAGCACUCCAGGUGGUCACGAACUGAACAACGAGGCGCGGUGCUCAUGCUGGCGGCGUUACCUGCAGAUGUUAAGGAGGAAAUGGUAACCAUCCGAGCGGUGCAAACAAUUCCUAUGCUGUUUCGGUUACUGACCAAGUAUCAACCGGGAGGAGCAGGGGAGAAGCAGGCUUUGCUACGAACGUUAACUACUCCAGCUGCGGUGAGCACGGCGACGGACGGCAUCGCUGGAAUCAGAAAGUGGUCCCGAGCCCUUACCAGAGCUCAGGAGCUGAAACUGGCACUCCCAGAUCCAACACUGCUGGUUAAAGCACUGGACCAGAUUACAGCUGCGGUGAUUGCGGGGCAAAGCUUAUUCCGGCUGUCAACUUUUCGGUUGGAAAACAAGAUUGACUAUGCCCCCACCUUGUCCUCUGCCAAGUCCUUAGCGCAGAUGUUGUUGGCGGAACUGGAAAUGGUUACUGGCUCCGAACUUGGAGGACGAAGACCUAAGGUGGCGGCCAUGGAAACAGAAGCGAAAGGAAAGGGCAAGGGCAAAGACAAGGGGCAGCGGGAACACGGGCAAUGCUGGAACUGGAUGACACCUAAGGGGUGUCGAAAGGGCAAUGCCUGCUCCUUUCCGCAUGACAAGGCCAGGAUGGUGGGGAGGUGUUACAACUGUUCUGCAGAAGACCACCAGAAGGCCAACUGCCCUUAUCCUACCACCUCUGCAGACACCGCCGCUGCCAAAGAGACCAAUGACAAGGCCACGGAAGCAAAGGGCAGAGGCAAGCAUAAGGGAAAGCCCAAGCCCAUCGUGAAGAAGGUGGAGCCGGACGAACCAGCGUCCUCUACGACUUCCGCUUCGUCCUCGACGGCCCAGGCAGCUUUUCUUCAGGAGGCAUCCGAGCUCAUCAAGACGAUGAGAUUGGCAAAGUCCAAUCGGGAGUUCCAACGAGCUGCCCCGAUUACAGUGGCCCUGGCUACCGGCUCGACACAGCUCCGGAUUAAUGAUGCUGGCGCGCUGCUGACCAAUGAUCCCUCCACGAGUCCCAUUGUGGCCAUGCAUGAGCUGAUCCAGCUGGGGACAGGAGUGACCUGGGAUCAAGGUGGUAUCUGCAUCAAGGUCCCGAAGUUUGGCCAGCUUCCAGUACGAUUGGCUACCGGAUGCCCAGAAGUUCCAGAAGCACUGGCCUUAAAGCUCAUUGAAGAUAUUGAGCAGAAGAAGCGGGACAAGAUGGCCUUCGUGAAGGAGCUGCGAAUCCAGAAGGAAGAUGGAGGUGGCCUGGAGCAAGAAGGGACUAUGAUGUUUGAGGAUCCCGUGGCCAUGAAGCGCUGGUUGCAAGAUCAGUUUUUGCAUCUGCCAGAGGGGAUCAUCGACAAGGAAGGCCAUGAUGGCUUCGAAGUUCAUCGUACUGAACCUGUUUGCUGGCAAAACCCGGGCUUCUUUCAGCAAUAUCUGGAUGGCAAGGGUAUGGAUGGGUGUUACGUUAUCGAUGUGGACCUGCCUGAAAACCUGCUGUGCGACCAAAUGUAUGGUUUUUUGUUGGAGUUGGCCCGAAGUGGCCAUGUCAAAAUGGUGAUGGGCGGACCUCCAGACAAGACGUUUGAGGCACCCAAGCAAUGGAGGGGGAAUGAUCCUCAAGACCGACUUGGCAGAUCUGAGCUCGGUCCUCGCGACCUGCGGGCUGUGGAGAAGGAAAAUAUCCUGAUCCUGAGGCAGUUGGUGCUGUAUAUGGUCGCAGAGGAAGCAAGGAGGCUUCAUAACAACAGCCAGGCGGUGGGUCUGGUGUUGGAACACAAGGCGCCAAACAAUGGGGAAAACACCGAAGCUUCGAGACCGGAAAUCUGGAAUUGGCCAGAAGUACAACAUUGUCAAGCGAAGUACAAGUUGGAAAAACUGGAAGUCGACUUUGGCGAUUUGGGUCACCGGACCACGAAACAGCAAGGACUGCUGGUAUCGCACAAGUUGUACUUCGAUGAGGUUUCAAUGGUGAACUGCAAAGACUGUGGUUCGGGGGAGGAAGGAAUGGAUCCUCAAGAAAUGACCAAAGGGCAUGAGUGGCCUGAUGGUUUGAAGUGGGCAGUUCUACAAUUGCUGCUGCGCUUGGUCCCGGGGGGCUAUCAAUCCAUCGUCUGGAUACAAAGCGGAGCCAAAGACGGCCAGCAUAGGAGACUGCCUAUCAGCGAAGCCUACACGAUUAGCGCCGACCUGAGUGGUCCCUAUACGGUGGGCUUGGAUGAGUAUGGUCGGGUGAAGUACAUGUGCACGAUGGUUUACACCAUUCCGGUCUUUGCAAAUUUGGAGCCGGAACCAAUGGUGGAAAUUCCUGAAGGAGGUGGUCAAGAUGAAAAGCCCAGGUCUUCAGAGGCAGUCAAUGAGGCCGCAUCCUUGCUGGACGAUGACGGGUUGGUGGGUGUGGAUACCGCAUCGCUGUUGGGUGAGGACACACCGGAAUAUGAGCCGGAUUUGGAUGAUGAGCAGUGUUCCCAACUGGAUGAGCCACUACCACCUCAGGCAAAGGAUGAGGAAGCCGUCGUCCUAAGGGAGUAUGGGCUGGACUGCGAGGAGGACUGGAACGAUGAGGUGGAUCCCGGUGAAUGGGAGUGCAACGAGGAGGUUCUGGAAGAGGAAUUGCCCAAGGAGAACCUCACGGACUUUCAGAAGCGCCUCGUUCAGGAACAAGCUGAAGCCUGGAAACAAUAUCUGGUCAAGGCUCGCGAACAGGCAGACUCGGUGGCUCCUCAAGACUUGAAGUUGGACAAGCUACAGAUGGUGGAGCUCACUUUCGCUGAGAGCCUACGAGACAAGACACCAGCAUCUGUGGUUGGAGCCAUAGGUCGCGUUUACAGCAAGCUGAAAAUGUGGGGAAUGCAUGUGGCCAGGUUUCAUACCGACAAAGGAGGCGAGUUUCUCAAUGCCCCAGUCUGUCGUUGGCUUCAGGAUAGAGGAAUUUAUCAAACCUGUGGACAGGGCGGAUCCUACAAGCAAAAUGGCAGGGCAGAAGCUGCAGUCGGUAUUUGCAAGAGGGCCACCAGGACGUUGCUGCAUGGUGAAACGUCGGCCAAGCGACUUUGGCCGGGCGCCUGGCGAUGGGUGGCUGAGCGACGCCUUCGCAGGGCCUUAGCCCGACUGGGCAUGCCUGUCAAGCCUUUGGUUCCGUUUGGUACAGUGGUUUGGAUCCGCAAAAGACACUGGCAUAAGGCUGAACAAUGGGAUGAUCGUGUCCACAAAGGCGUGGUGAUUGCCCCGGCGCAACAUGUUUCCAGGGGCUAUGUGGUGAAAGUGGGAAACGAUUUCUUCACGACAACCACGCUGUUUCAAAAUGUGCAAAUGGCGGAUACUGGUGCAAUUUCGGCCAUGGAUGAGGUGGAAGUGGACGCUGUGCCUCCUCGACAGCGAGCUCGCGGCAAACAGGGUUUGGCCUCAUUGUCGGUAGCACCAGCAGCACUGUCCUGUCCAGGGCAUGACAGGGAGCAAACUGGACACAGUCUGGUACAAGCUUGGAAAAAGGCGGACUCCUGGAUCUCUGGACCCUUGCAAGAAACAAUCGAGUGGCUGCAGGAUUCCUUGAGCGGGACAAAGUUACGCAGCGACCGCCAAACCUCUGAAGGCCUCUAUAUCACCAAUGGGGUUUACAGGCGAGGGGGAGUUAUUGGGAUCACAAAUACCACAACCCACCAACCUGAUCGGCUGCGAACUCAGGUCCUGAAUGCCAUCCUCGCAGCUGCUUUCCCCAAUGACACCUGGACCUCGUCUACCCUUUCGGUGAACAAUUGGCUGGGGCCGCAUCGUGAUAUCUUCAAUCAACGAGGGACGAGUAAUCUGCUGCUAUGCCUUUCACCCUCCAUUUCUAUCUGGACUGAAGUGGAACCACCUUUCACUGGCCUGGGCUCGGAAGAGUUGGUCUGGAAGGAGGUUCGCCCAGGACUCUGGAAGCCGGGCCAGAUUCAUCGCCUUCGUUGCGGGGACUCGAUGAGAUUGGAUCCGCGCAAGUGGCAUGCCUCGGAGGAUGGCGAAGAAAAGGGCCCACGUGUGCUGGCGGUGGCUUUUUCCUUGGCAGUGCAUGCCAGGUUGGAGCCUGGUAAAAGGGCCAGCCUGUAUUCUGCAGGUUUCCCAUUGCCGGCUAUAGCAGGCACUGGGGGGGGGUACAAGCAAGAUUUGAGAUCGAGUUUGAGUUCAGCCUCGCCCUCGAACACCAGCACUACGACUGCCCCUAGGCCAAGGGUCGCCAAACUUCGCCUGCGACAGCGAGAGGAAGGAGAAGCCAAUGGGCCUGCAAGGCAAGUGGAGCAUACACAAAUUCAGUACACUGUGUUGGAUGCUGCAACUGCGGAUCGGUUGUUUCAGGAGAGAUGGACCCAUGAGCAAGCCAAUGCUCACGACCUGGAUCAACAUCCCUUGCAGCGCUUUGUGGACGACUGGGAAGGUGAGUGGUCCCCAGUGCUCCCACCGGAUGGCAUUCUGCCUACGACGGAAACUGUCGACCAGGCGGCCUCAGCAGCCUAUGAGUAUCGCUUCAGGUGGGCAGGUUUGCUACCAGAUCCGGAAAUCGACCCCAAUCAAGUCCUGAGGGACCCAAGUAUUCGAUUGGACCGGGUCAAUCCGCCUGAGGAGGGAAUGCAGAUCGAUCCUGUAAUUCAGAGGCAUUUGGUUGAUGAGGAUGAUCCAGAAUCAAGGAGGCGGGCGCUAACAGAUGAUCGGCCAGAUCUCACCAUGGCGACGAUUAUCAACUACCGCUACAUGUACGACGAUGAAAAUCAGCUGGAAAUUCAUCAGUUUGCCAUGAUGGUAAAUCAUACAGUGGGCUACGAGGAAGCACCUCACUGGCAACCCCUUGACAUCGUCAUCCGGUCCGAGGUCCUCUACGAGCUGCAAGAACCUCAGCAGGCAGAAGAAAACGAGGAGGAGCCUCCAGAAGAUGAUGAGGACGUGGAUCAAGGAGACGAUGAAGAUGAUGAUCCGCCGGGAGAUGGUCCAGAUGGCCCAGGUGGAGGUGGACGAGGCCGUUCGAGAACGCCGGAAAUCCGGUACGAGGACUAUAGAAAUGUUCGGCCUCGCUAUCAACUUCGUCUAGAACACAGCGAUGCCCUGAAAAUGCUGGAUGCUGCAGAAAGUUUUUUGGUUCCGGAGGAGGCGGGAAUGUUGUAUCAAAGCAAAAACAGCCUUGGAACCGGGGGAGCAGCGACUGGUGUGGUGGGACAUGUUGUGGCCUCCGAGAUACCCAUUGGUUUUGAAGCUGAUGAGCAGAGCGACCUGCUGGAUGGCAUGCAGCUGGGAUUGAAAAGGUUAGGGCUACGUGAGCAACAAAAGCUGCAGCAAGACCUUUGGGAUCAAUCCAGCUUGGACGAGGAGCCGGACACUUGGACCUUGAAGGAUCAAGUCACGCAGGUACGGGCCAUACACGAACAAGCGGACCAGGUGGAGGAUGAUCUUCGACUGUUGAAGAGCAUGUCUGUGGAGACAAAUGUUGGACGUACGGGCGCUCCUACUGAUGUUUUUCCGGAGGUGUUCUUGCAAACAAAGACAAUUCAGCAAGCCCAGGUAUUGCAGGAGCUGCCAGCGUGGACACCAGCAAUGAGUGCCGAGUAUAACACGAUUCGCCAUGAGAAGGCUGCAAUAGAGCCAAUCACCGAGCAGCAAAUCCGGGUCAUGGAGGAGGACGACAGCCUGAUCGUGAAGAGGAUUCCGGCAAAAAUGGUGUUCACAAGAAAGGCGGUCAGCGGACAACGCAAAGCGAGGGCAUGCGCUUGCGGGAACUUUCUCCAGGCCGAAGAAAGUAGCAAAACAAAGCAGGAGCUCCGGGAGGAGGUAUAUGCGGCUGGUAUUGACAUUACGGUGCUACGUACCAUGCUUGCUGUGGGGGCUCGUCGUGGCUGGAAGGCUGGAACGACGGACAUCAAGGGGGCCUUCCUGAAUGCCCCGCUACUUCAGCGGACCAAAACCAAAACAGAACGCAUCAUUUUGGACCCGCCGAAAAUCCUGUCCCGAGCUGGAGUUAUCCCUCCGUAUGAAAAGUGGUUGGUGACCCGUGCAUUAUACGGGUUGGAUAUUUCGCCUAAGAGCUGGGCAGUGUUUCGAAAUCAACAACUUAAUGGCCGAAGAUUUCAGAGUGGAGGAGCGUGGUACACCUGGCAAGCUUGUCGCACAGAUCAAAAUUUGUGGAGAAUUUUAUCCGAGGAUGGAAGAUUGUGCGGCCUGGUUUCCAUCUAUGUCGACGACAUUUUGGGAGUCAUGGAAGAUGGGGUACUACAAUCGUGCUUCAGCGAUCUGUCGCAGCUCUGGGCAUGCUCUACACCGGAGUACGUGGCCCAAGGAUCUGUUCGUUUUUGCGGAUUCGAUAUAUCAGAAGGAUCUGAUGAUCGCCGUGGAUUUCUGCUCCGGCAGGAGGCGUAUAUCGACGAAAUCUUGGAACGGUUCGAGAGCGAACAUCAAGGCAGCCUACGAACUUCCAAGGUUCCUGCGUUGAGGUAUGAUCUUCCUCAUGACAAAAAGGAGAUGGAUCCUUUGCAGGUGAAGCUGGCCCAAAAGCUGAUUGGUGAGUUAAAUUGGAUUGGAACCCGUACAAGACCUGAUAUUAUCUUUGCCAUCAGCAAGGCGGCUCAAUGUAUCACCAGGGAUGCUGUUUUGGCGGUGGAAGCAGCAACUCAAAUCUUCAAGUUCCUCAAGGCCACCAAGGAGGAGGGCCUUCGCUAUGUGGCCAAUCCGGAUUCUUUUGGGAAGCAUCAGGAGUUAAGGGUGCCUAGAAAAGAGGCGUUGGUGGAGGUUUUUACUGAUGCCAGCCACGCUCCCGAUGCCGGACGUUCCCAAGAAUGUGUACAUGUUUUUGCUGCAGGCCAAUUAAUUGGUUGGUCGUCCAACAAGCAAACUAUGACCAGCCUCAGUACAGCAGAAAGCGAACUGUGUGCAGUGUUGGAAGGGGUAGCUUAUGGUGAGGGAACCAAAUGUGUUUUGGAAGAAAUCUUGCAGGUUCCUGUUCAGGCUGUGAUCUACUGCGAUAAUGCUGCUACGGUUGCCCUAGUCACAGGAAGCUCCAACCUUUGGCGGACCCGAGGGUUAAAGAUCAAGGCUGCAGCACUCCAGGAGCGAUUACAAUGCGAUAUUUGGCAGAUGUAUCACCUUGAUGGUGUUUACAUGACCGCAGAUUUGGGCACAAAACCCCUUACUGCGAGUAGAGUGGACGAGCUGAGGAAGCUGAUCAACAUGGGAGGGCCAACAAGCUGUCGACCUCAAGCUAGCAGGCUGCAAGCGACAAACAUGCUGAAGAUUUUGGUUUGUUUGGCCAUGUUGAGUACAGUGGAUGGUGCAGCAAUGGAGCAAGCGAUGACACUGGAUGAUAUGGCGACCGUCGUCAUGUUGAACUUCGGGCAGACGGCGCUUUGGAUGGGCCUGAUUGCUAUGGUGCUCAGUAUCCUCUUCUUGUGGGAAACAGCAUGGUUUUUGGCAGGAUAUCAGAGGAUUAAGGCCCGGUCCAAGGAAGAUCAGUCCUCGCUACCAUCGUCUUCAGCUCCAACAUCCACUGGGAUGGGAACAACCGCGGCCACUGGGACGGCGUCGAAUGCAUCCACUGGGAUGAUCUCGAGCACGCCCCCUGGGAUGAUGCCGACUCCAUCCACACUGGGAUGUAUCGGCUCCUACGGCUUCGUCGUCGGCGCCUAUGCCUCCAUGCAAGGCGCCCCCAGUCCGACCACCACGUUCGGUGGAGCCAGCCGACCCUUCGGGUUGGAGGAGUUGACUGGUGACCGCGUUACCUAUGUCACCUUUCAGAACGAUGGUGAGACCCAGGUCAUCCGAGAUAUCUUCCGUUACAAGGUGGACGCCAA
Molecule: messenger RNA, 10058 nt
Organism: Symbiodinium natans
Lineage: Eukaryota; Dinophyceae; Suessiales; Symbiodiniaceae
Source: the annotation of a GenBank genome assembly